AUGCUGAGACUGCGCACUCUCUCGGAACUUCGCUGCUCUCCUCGUGUACGAACGAACAGCUUCCGUGGUCUCCAGUCACUAGCUUCUUCAACUCGUCAAAAUACCUCACCACUUUUCUCUGCGGGUUUCAGGCCCCAAUUGAAACCCCCGUUAUCAACAGCUAAACACCCGCAAUCGAGAAUCAUAGCUACCUCGGCUUCAAAUAAUCCCAUUCCACCCCAGCGCAGUAAACUCGCAAGAUUCGUCAUUAAGACAUGCGCAUACACGGGCUUUGCAAGCCUCGCGGUAACGGGACUUAUAGUGGCUUUCUUCGUCUACGAUGCCAGCACAUAUAAAGACCAGUCAGAGACGUACGACCUCAGUGUAUCGGAACUAGCAUUGAACCCAAGGAAGGGUGGACCAAAGAAUUUACCGAUUGCAGAAAUAUUGCUUGAUGAUGAAGAUGGCGCCGAAAUGCAAAAACAGAAAGAUAAACCUAAGCUUGUAGUUCUUGGCUGUGGUUGGGGUUCGGUAGCUCUGCUUAAGAACAUUAAUCCGGACAACUACCAUAUUACCGUUGUCUCGCCGAGUAAUUAUUUCCUCUACACACCUCUCCUCCCCAGUGCUACUGUGGGGACACUGGAAGUACGUUCACUAGUAGAACCAAUAAGAAGAAUUACAAGUAGGAUUCGGGGCCACUUCCUCAAAGCCAAGGCAGAAUCUGUCGACUUUUCGGAGAAACUUGUGGAGGUAUCACAGACGCUACCAGAUGGGGAGGAGAGGAGGUUCUAUUUGCCAUAUGAUAAGCUAGUGAUUGGUGUUGGAUCACAAACAAGAACUCAUGGAGUCGAAGGCCUUGAGCAUGUUGAAUAUCUUAAAGAUAUUAACGAUGCUAGAAAGAUCAGGAGUAGGGUUAUCGAGUGCUUUGAGAGAGCAUGCCUUCCCAGCACUACGGACGAGGAGCGAAGGAAUCUGCUAUCCUUUGUGGUCUGUGGGGGCGGACCAACUGGUGUUGAGUUCGCUGCAGAGCUGUUUGAUAUGCUCAACGAAGACCUUACACUAAUGUAUCCUAAAAUUCUUAGGAAUGAAGUCUCUGUUCACGUUGUUCAAUCGCGCUCCCAUAUACUCAACACCUACGAUGAAGCUCUCUCUCGUUACGCAGAGGAACGUUUUGCCCGUGACCAAGUAGACGUCCUCACCAAUGCCCGCGUUUCCAAGAUUGAAAAAGAUAAAGUAAUAUUUACACAGCGCGAUCCCAAAACCAACAAAAUCGUAACAAAGUCACUCCCGUUUGGAAUGUGUCUCUGGUCUACUGGCGUUGCCCAAACAGACUUCGCCGAACAUAUCGCAUCGCAGAUUGAAGCACAGAAAAACAAACACGCCCUCGAGACAGACAGUCAUCUCCGCCUACUUGGGACUCCAUUGGGGGAUGUUUACGCGAUUGGCGAUUGUAGUACAGUUCAAAACAAUAUUGCAGCUCAUCUUACAGACUUUUUGAAACAAAUUGCAUGGGAGCGUGGAAAGGAUCCAGAAAAAAUGGAUUUGGACUUUGGAAUGUGGAGAAGUGUGGCAACGAGGGUGAGAAAGAAGUUUCCACAGGCGACAGAUCAUUUAAGGAGAUUGGACAGGCUAUUUGAGGAGUAUGAUAAAGAUAAGAGUGGAACUCUUGAUUUCCACGAGCUGAAGGAACUAUUGCAACAAAUUGAUAGUAAACUUACUUCACUACCAGCUACAGCACAAAGAGCACAUCAACAAGGACAAUAUCUCGCCCGAAAGUUCAAUAAAUUUGCCCAGGCUGCUCCUGGGCUAGAAUUAAACAAUAUUAUUAACGGAGAUUUGGAUGAAACCACAUACAAGGGUUUUGAAUACAAGCAUCUAGGAAACCUUGCUUAUAUUGGAAACGCAGCUGUGUUUGAUCUUAACGGAUGGAGCAUUGGAGGUGGGCUUAUCUUUGUUUACCUCUGGAGAUUUGAUGAAUUUCUAAACAAGCGACUUCUCUUGAAGGAUGUAAACUUAUUUUAUGAUGGUAGCGGGAGUUGGUAG
Morchella sextelata is the source of this 2022-nucleotide messenger RNA. RefSeq lists its product as uncharacterized. The coding region runs from base 1 to 2022 and encodes 673 amino acids. The transcript has 7 exons. Gene Ontology annotation, molecular function: NADH dehydrogenase activity; calcium ion binding. The record is from RefSeq and is a predicted model, not a curated record. Lineage: Eukaryota; Fungi; Ascomycota; Pezizomycetes; Pezizales; Morchellaceae.